Microtus ochrogaster (prairie vole) is the source of this 1827-nucleotide messenger RNA. RefSeq names its product chromosome unknown C2orf78 homolog. The record is from RefSeq and is a predicted model, not a curated record. Lineage: Eukaryota; Metazoa; Chordata; Mammalia; Rodentia; Cricetidae. The transcript is spliced from 2 exons. Bases 1 to 1827 code for a protein of 608 amino acids.
AUGGCUCCUGUCAUUAGACUCCAGCAAUGCUGCCAGCAGCUUUCAGAUGGUGCCUGUCUUUACCAACGAGCUGGCAUGCCCAUGCUGACUGAGCUGACUGACCAGAACCAGAUCUCUACUUCGACAUUUUCCUAUCCAGGUGUUCUCCACUGGGAUCUCAGAGAAAGCAACAUCAGAAGAGAAGCUCCAUUCCUGGACACCCGUGUAACUAUCACUGACCAGAAUACAACACCCUCAUCUUGGUCUAUGACAGCCAAGUGUGAUAAUAUUUUCCAUAUCAAUGCUUUACCACCAUCCUAUCCAACACUAUCUGCCUGCCUUGCACAGGCAACACCAUCAAAUCUACCAGAUCAACUAUAUAUCCUGGCACCUUGCUACCUGGAUGCAAGUCAGAUAUAUUAUUAUGACCAGAACAGCCUGGGGCCUCCGAUGGCUGAAGAAUUAUGGCAGUGCCAGCAGGCCUAUGGCUCUGUGUCUUGCUCUGAGAAUCAGGCUUCCUCUCUGCACCCAGAGAUGAUGAUGGCACGACAGGAGAUUCAGCCAAUGAACAUCCAAACACCUUUCUCCACUCUCCCAUCUACUGGCCCACAUCUGCUCAAACCAUGCCAGACACCAGUCCUCAAGAAAUCAACACGUCUGGAUACCUAUGAGGACACAGAAUGUAACCAAGACACAUCACCCCUCCCUUCAGCAUACCCUGGCAUGCAGCAGCCCUUGAAGUACAGUGAUGUUGGGAGCCUGAGACAGAAGAUAGCUUUUCAAAAUGCCACUUUGGGAAACAGUGGCCUUGGUCUGGAAGAGCCCGAGGCUCUGCACAGUGUCAUGGAGUCUAGAAAUAACUUUGCAGACAUGACUACUCUGGUGGCAGAUAAUCACCUUCCCCAACUCUUAAACUUUAACACUGGCCUUGACCAAAUGGAAGGUCACACAGCAAGCCAAACCAAAGACUCCAAAGACAUCAGGAGGGAUCAGGCCCAGUCAUGCACCAGAAUCUUUAAUGGACUAUCUGAAGUAGGCAUCAAGAAAAACCAGAAAGUCUCUGAUGUGUUUCAUGGAGCUCUUCAGGCCAGAACCCAUCACAAGGAUAUGCUAAAGGAAGAUGAUCCUGGAACCAUAGACAACAUGGCCAACCACGUGCAGAACAAAUCUCAUGUAUUUGUACCCAAGAGGCCCAGCGUAGCAAUGGCACAGGGGAAAGAAAAGGCCAAGGACACCAGAGAAAACAGCUCCAAGAAAACAGAGGAGCUGGAGCCAUCAAGUCACAGAGUCAACGCAGAAGAGAAGCCAGCCAUCCCCAAGACCAAGAGGAAGAGGAAUCCACCUGAGCUCAGCCAUGACAGCUUUAAGAAGCCUCGAACUCACCUCGGUAUGCACGUGCUGGCAUCUGUGCAGGUCUUUCACACACUGGGGAAGAAGAGUGAGUGGAAAACUGGCGUCUCCUCCUCCCGGGCUCUGCUGAACUUCAGCAGCAACAAAGAUCCCAGGACAGGCCCAACCACCACAUCCCUGGGAGAUGCGCCCCGUGAGGGUCGAGGCCCUGGUAGAAUCCCGGGCAAUGCUCAGAGACCAGAGAGCAGUGCUCCCAAGCGGUGUCCAUCUCUGUCCCUGGAUGAGCUGUCCCCACCUGGGAAGGUCAAAUUAGCACCUCUGCCUUUCCUAGCCCAGGACAAGCCUCAAGACAAACCUGUUUCCAGAAAGCUUCACUGCCUGGCUUCGCACAGGCCCACUGCAGCUUACCCAGUGAGGUCUCAAUCCCAUACUACUAGGCAACCCAAACUCAAGUCAUCCCAACCAGCUCCUGCCAGCACAUCACUGACUGGCAGUUGA